GAAUCAUUUUUAUUCCACAAACAAUUUAACACACUCUGCUCUAUCAGAACAAGAAGACAAGUUAAUCAUAUAUACCAAAUUUAUUGCAUUUAGAUAAAUGAAGUUUCCAGUUUUUUCCCUCCUGUCAGUUGCUUUUGUUCUUCUGGUUUUACCCUCCUCACCUGCAGCUAACCCCGAUAAUUCUCCCAAUGAUUUUGUUCAAUGUCUAAUCCGUUCGAGCUCAGCUAAUCCUAUAUCCCAAGUUCUUUAUACUUCCAAAAAUUCUACUUAUAAGUCGGUCUUGCAAUUUUCCAUCAAUAACUUGAGGUUCGACACACCAACGACUCCUAAACCUAUGGUCAUUGUCAAGCCCGUGGACGAAUCACAAAUCCAAACUGUCAUUUACUGUUGCAAGAAACAUGACAUUCAGAUGAGGAUUCGAGGCGGGGGACAUGAUUAUGAAGGCCUCUCCUAUGUAGCCCAAGUGCCGUUUGUGUUGCUUGAUAUGAUUAAUCUUCGGUCAGUUGAUGUUGAUCCUGUGGCUGCGACCGCUUGGGUUCAGGCCGGAGCAACACUCGGGGAAUUAUAUUAUCAGAUUGCUCAGAAGAGCAGCACCCUUGCAUUUCCAGGUGGAAUUUGGUCAACCGUGGGUGUCAGUGGCCUCACAAGUGGAGGAGGGUAUGGCGUUCUGAGACGCAAAUAUGGCCUAGCUGCUGACAACGUGCUUGAUGCACGACUGAUUGAUGCCAACGGAAGAAUUCUUGAUAGAAAAUCAAUGGGAGAAGAUCUGUUCUGGGCCAUCAGAGGAGGCGGGGCUUCUAGUUUUGGUGUCAUUCUUUCUUGGAAGCUCAAGCUAGUUUCUGUUCCAAAAAUUGUUACUGUCUUUCAAGUUGAAAGAACUUUAGAGCAGAAUGCGACUGAAAUCCUUCACCGCUGGCAAGCAGUUGCACCAAAGCUUCCCAAAGACGUUGAAAUGAGAGUGGCAGCCAACACUAUUUGGAAGCACUUGCCUAAUGAAGCUUCCAAAACUGUACAAGAAGACGACUCUAGAAAUGUCCAAGACACUAAAACUAUAAGCGUCAAAUUCAUAGGGUCUUUCCUUGGGCAACCGAAGGGAUUACUUUCUAUAAUGAACAAAAAUUUCCCAGAGUUGGGUUUGGUGGGGCAGGAUUGCACAGAAGUUAGUUAUAUCCAAUCAGUGCUCAUGUUCUCUCUUUUCUCAGCUGAAGAUUCUCCAUCUGGCUUGUUGAACAGAACGGCAUACAAAAUCCCUUUCAAAGCAAAAUCAGACUUUGUGGACAAGCCUAUUUCAAGACAAGGCCUCGAUGGUUUGUUCAGGAUCCUUCUUCAAGCUGCGCCAGGAAGAACAAAUUUCCUCUUCACUUCAUUUGGGGGAAGAAUGGAUGAAAUUUCAGAAUCCGCAACUCCAUUCCCUCACAGGGCCGGAACAUUGUACCUGAUGUACAUGAGAGUGCGGACUGAUGGAGACACGUCGAAUGCCAUGAAGUGGAUUAGAGGCUUGUACAGAUACUUGACUCCCCAUGUUACCAAGUCUCCGAGAGCUGCAUAUGUAAAUUAUAAUGAUCUAGACUUGGGAGUGAACAAUCUGCAAGGUACUACCAGCUACAAACAAGCAAGUGAAUGGGGUCGAAACUACUUCAAAAAUAAUUUUGACAGACUGGUUAAAGUCAAGUCCAGUGUGGAUCCAGAUAACUUUUUUAGGCAUGAGCAAAGUAUUCCUCCCUUUUCUUAGUUUGGUAAAUAUUCAGAUCCAUUGAUGUAAGCUGCUGUUAUAAAGUAUCCCUUGAUUGUAUUCAUUUUUUUUAGAAUUUGAUGUUACUGUAAUGUUGAACGACUUCUGUAAACUUGAGGGCGUAUGCUGUUUAAUGAUAAAAUGGUUGUGUA
Molecule: messenger RNA, 1884 nt
Organism: Daucus carota subsp. sativus
Lineage: Eukaryota; Viridiplantae; Streptophyta; Magnoliopsida; Apiales; Apiaceae
Product: tetrahydroberberine oxidase
Exons: 1
Coding region: 98-1732 (544 amino acids)
Molecular function (GO): oxidoreductase activity; FAD binding
Source: RefSeq, a predicted model, not a curated record